AUGAGGAACCCACUCGUACCACGUUUUGCCCCUCUCUGCCUUGUCAUCUUGCUGCACCACAUGACCACCACCGUCGCCGGUGACUCCCCGUAUACUUACACACCGGUCGAACACAUUCUACUUAACAGUGGCUCCUCUGGCAAUUAUACAGCAUCAGAUGCUCGGAUCUGGAUUGGAGACGUGAAUUCAAAAUUUCUCACUCACGAACAAUCACAAAGCCAGUCAUCUCUUACCACUAAAGCAGUUAAACAAGCGCAGACUGUCCCCCGAGUACUCUUUACCGAUGCACGGCUAUCUCUAGCCCCGUUCACCUACGUAUUCGACGUCACUGCGGGCCAAAAAUUCGUUCGACUACACUUUCACCCCGCUUCCUACUCUAACUUCAACCGCGCUAACGCCCUCUUCUCUGUCAAAGUUGGUGGUUUUACCCUUCUUAGCAACUUCAGCGCUUCACUUAACGCAGAUGCGGAUUCUAAAGAUACCAUAUCCAGAGAAUACUGUGUCAACAUCGAAGAAGGUCAGAGGUUGAACAUAACCUUCACUCCAUCUCACAGCGUUUCUAAUUCCUAUGCUUUUAUCAACGGGAUUGAAAUCUUAUCGAUGCCUACUAAUCUCUAUUUCACUCCGGUUGCCGAUCAAGGGUUUGAUUUUACCGGCCUGCAGAACUCGUACCGCGUCGAUAACAGCAGUUCUCUCGAGAUGGUAUACAGAUUAAAUGUUGGAGGGAAAACCAUCUCACCCGCUGAAGACACCGGAAUGUUCCGGGAAUGGCAAGACGACUUCAGUUACUUAAAAGAAUAUGGAUUAAUGUUAUUCUUACCUUUCAACAAUACUAUCGACCUGAAGAACACUGCCAAAUCCCGGUACACCGCACCAGAAUCCGUCUAUCGCACUGCCCGAACCCUGGGGAAUGACUCAACUAUCAACCUGAGCUACAAUCUCACCUGGAAAUUCCCAGUAGAUUCUGGGUUUGAUUACCGCAUUAGGCUGCACUUCUGCGAGUUUCAACCCGAAAUUAUUGAAGUGUCAGACAGAAGAUUCCAUAUUUUCAUAGCCAAUCAAACUGUAGAGAAAGAGGCCGACGUGAUUAAGUGGAGUGGUGGAAAUGGUGUGCCCGUGUUUAAAGACUACCCCGUUUCGAUGCGUGAAGGAACCGAGAAGAAAGUGAAUCUCUAUGUCGCAAUAGGAGCCGCGCAAAAGGGGGAGACGUCAUACCAGGAUGCAAUCUUGAACGGCAUCGAAAUCUUUAAAGUAAGCGACAACGGCAAUCUUGCAGGACCCAACCCCGAUCCACUUCCACCGAAGAACUCGAAAGGGAAUAGAACAACAAUAAUUUCAGUCGCCGCUGAUGGUGUCGUCGGAUUUAUUAUUCUCCCAUGUUAG
Carya illinoinensis is the source of this 1383-nucleotide messenger RNA. Its product is annotated as receptor-like protein kinase FERONIA. The coding region runs from base 1 to 1383 and encodes 460 amino acids. The transcript has a single exon. Gene Ontology annotation, molecular function: protein kinase activity. Lineage: Eukaryota; Viridiplantae; Streptophyta; Magnoliopsida; Fagales; Juglandaceae. The record is from RefSeq and is a predicted model, not a curated record.